AUGUACGAGAAAUCAAUCCCUCUAGUACUGUUGCUAGUACAGAAUGUUCUCGGUCUGCCGGCAGGCAAUGAGUACUCGGAUGUUACCGGUAACGGCGUGGAUGGAGCCUCCGAGAAUACCAAUAACGGCGCCUAUGGGGCCUCGUAUGGAUCUACAAAUGUCGACAUUGGUGGCAAUAUCGCUCCCUCGGCCCAAAAUGUGAUCAAUCCCCAAAACGCAGUUGGGGAUGGUCCUUAUCCGAAUCCCCCGGUCAAUCCACCAGGUCCAGCCUAUGGGAGUGUCAUCAAUUCUGUGGGCUCUCAAGAGGUCAUAACUUCAACAAUUAUAGUAACUUGGACCACGGACAGACCUAUUAAGCCAACAAUGGCCUCAAAUGGCAUUCCGAUUGACCGAGGGCAUUUCAUCGAGGCAAAUGCGGAUCAGAGAGGCCCAGUCCAGGCUCCCGAUGCUCUUAAUGGCCCAGCCACCCCAUCAGCCAGUGUUAGUGAUGCCGCAUACUCGUCCACGCCAGGCAGUGUCACUGGGGGCGUCGCUUCCUCAAGCCACCUUGUUGAUACUUCGUCCCAGUCUACCGCUCCUGCCAUCCCUGCGGGCAAUAGCAAUGGUGCUUCAAUUACACCAGGCUCUGCCUCGCCCCCAGACGCAACUCCUUCAUCCAACGCAGCAGACGAGUCUCCUGACACCACAACAGACGACGACACGAUCCCUCCUAUAACAAGGGCACCACGCCUACCAACGUUCGCGGAGGUCCCACCUCGAUUCUCCACAAUGAGAAUUGAGUCUAUGGCCAACCAGAACGGUCUUCUAAGAACCGCGCUAAACGGGAUUCAAACCAUCCUUCCGGUGAUUGACGGACUGGGGUUGCUCGGAAUUGAGAGUGAGGGUACAUAUUUGAACCUGCCUGGCUUGCUUGACGCAAUUGAUAUUCCUUGUCUAUUCCGCUGCAACACGCCCCCUUCACCUGCUAGCCCUCAGCCUGGAGCUGUUCCACAAGCCCCCGCAGCCGCUCCGGUUGCUGGCGGUGCUGUUGGCGCUAUUGGCGCUGGUGCUCCAGCCGCUGCUGGUAUGGCUGCUGGAGGCGCUGAAGCUGUUGGUGGAUCAGUCGGUGCUGGUGCCCCCGCUGUUGCUGGAGCUGUUGCUGGAGGUGCUCAAGCUGCGGGUGGCGCAGUCGGUGCUGGUGUCCCCGCGGCUGCUGGUGCGGCUGCUGGAGGAGCUGGAAUUAUUAGCGGAAUAUUCGGCGCUGGUGCUGGAGCCGGUGCUGGAGCGCUUGCUGGAGGUGCUGAAGCUGUUGGUGGAACAGUAGGUGCUGGUGCUCCAGCCGCUGCUAAUGCGGUUGGUGGUGGUGCUCAGGGGAUUGCUGAUGCAGUGGGUAAUGCCCCAGUCGAAGCUCCACAAGCUCCAGCGGUACAAGCACCCGUGGCUCAAGCGCCUGAAGUUGGCGGUGGCUCAGCCAAUAACCCUCUCUUAGGCUCUCCCGGUAGAAGCCUUGCUAAAGGAAUACAACAUGGCAUUGAAAAUGGCCUUGAUCAAUCAGGAGGAAUGUCCGCGUCAAAUAAUCUGCCCGCCCAAGCUCUAGACGGGCAUGCCAAUGACGCGGUGAACAAUGUGAGUCCGCAGCCAGGGUCAGACUCUAUCCAGAACGCCCCGGUCAAUGGAAUGGACAGCGGUAAUGCCAACGAUAUGAUUUACCCCGUGGCUGCAUCCAGUUCACCUCCACCAGAGCCUGUUCACAGUGGAUUAACAAAUGGCAAUGAAAACAACAUGUACCAACCUGCAGCACCCAUGCCAGUUAACUCUGCUCAGGCAAUUCCUGUCCAGGAUGGGCUACAGCGAGGUAUUAAUGACAAUAUGGCUCCGGCUGGAGGCCUACCGCAACCCAACCAAGGCCUGACUGGACCUGGUCAAAAUGGCCUAUACAAUGGGUACGGCAACAACAUCGCUCCCCCAGCGGGCUCUAUAGUACCAAACUAUCCCCAAGCGGGUCCGCCCCAGAAUGCCGCAUAUAUGGGCAUGGACAACAAUAUGAAUAACGGCAAUAUGCAGCCAGCAAACAACAUGGGCCUAGCUAUGCCUCCUGCAGGCGCAACGAUGGAUUCCGUCCUCAAUGGCGCACAGGGCCCCCGGCGGCGGGCAGAUUGUUCAACCCAAUGCGGUGGAGGGAGGGCCUAUGGUCGUACCAGGGCAAGUGAACUACCCAUCUAG
Aspergillus nomiae NRRL 13137 is the source of this 2202-nucleotide messenger RNA. RefSeq lists its product as uncharacterized. The record is from RefSeq and is a predicted model, not a curated record. The coding region runs from base 1 to 2202 and encodes 733 amino acids. Lineage: Eukaryota; Fungi; Ascomycota; Eurotiomycetes; Eurotiales; Aspergillaceae. The transcript has a single exon.